AUGGCCUGGGGUCGCCAUGUGUACUGUGUUACACAGGGGAUGCCCUUUCUCGUCUCUCGAGGCCUGAGCAGUGACAAAGAGGAAGAGCAGACCUGUCGGUUGCUGGGCAAGUUUGAUUUGAACGGAUACGUAGAUGCCAAAAACCACUCUCUUGUCAUUGGAGGGCUGUUUCCUGUGCACUACAGGACCAUCCCAGCAAAUGAGUCUAUUUUGGAACCAUUAUCAGCAAAAUGCGAAGGGUUUAACUUCCGAGGAUUCCGCUGGCUGAAAACCAUGAUCCACACCAUCAAGGAGAUUAAUGAGAGGAAGGAUAUUUUACCCAACACCACUUUAGGCUACCAGAUCUUUGAUAACUGUUUUGCCAUCUCCAAGUCUGUGGAAUCGGCUUUGGUGUUUCUUACCGGCCAGGAAGAAAACAAGCCCAAUUUUAGAAACAGCACUGGAGCCUAUCUGGCAGGGAUGAUCGGAGCAGGAAGCUCAUCCUUAUCCAUUGCUGCCUCCAGAAUUCUAGGGAUCUAUUAUAUACCUCAGGUGGGCUAUGCCUCUACCUGCUCCCUUCUUAGUGACAAAUACCAAUUUCCAACGUAUCUUCGCACCAUACCCAGUGAUACCGCCCAAUCCAAAGCCAUGGUAAAACUCAUUCAACACUUUGGUUGGGUCUGGGUAGGCACCAUAGCAACUGAUGAUGAUUAUGGAAAAUAUGGAGUAAAAAUUUUUAAGGAAGAAGUUGAGUCUACCUCUGUCUGUAUUGCAUUUUCUGAAGUCAUCCCCAAAAUCUAUUACUAUGAGAAAAUGCAACAAGCGAUUGAUUCUAUAAAGGCAAAUAAAAAUGCCAGAGUCAUUGUGCUUUUUGCAUCUGAUAUUGAUCUCAGCCCGUUUGUGCUGGAAAUCAUUUAUCAUAACAUAACUGACCGAACAUGGAUCGCAAGCGAGGCCUGGAUCACCUCAGCCCUCAUUGCAAAGCCUGAGUACUUCCCAUAUUUUGGUGGAAGUAUUGGAUUUGCAAUACCAAGAGCUGAUAUACCAGGAUUGAAAGAAUUCCUUUAUGAUGUACAUCCUAGCAAGGACCCAGACGACGUCCUGACCAUUGAAUUCUGGCAAACCGCUUUUAACUGUACUUGGCCCAAUAGCAGUGUUCCCUACAACGUCGACCACCGAAUGAAUAUGACUGGAAAAGGGGACAGAUUAUAUGCCAUGUCUGAUCAAUUCUGUACCGGAGAGGAGAAGUUGGAGGAUCUUAAAAAUACCUACCUGGAUGUGUCACAGCUAAGAAUUACAAACAAUGUCAAACAAGCUGUGUACGCUAUGGCUUACGCCCUGGAUCAGCUAAGCAAAUGUGAAGAAGGCUAUGGUCCGUAUAUCCCAGGAAACACCUGUGCAUAUAUACCUGACUUUGAAGCAUGGCAGUUAAUGUUCUAUUUGAAGACACUUAAUUUUACAACCCAUAAUGGAGAUAGAAUCGCCAUAGAUGGAAAUGGAGAUGUGACUGGAUACUAUGAUAUUCUAAAUUGGCAAUUAAAUUAUAAUGGUGAGAUUGACUUUGUGAAGAUUGGAGAAUAUAUAUUCACAGAAUCUAAGUUUGAACUGGUGAUCAAAGAGAAUGCAACAAUAUUUUGGAACACUGAAUCAUCAGAGCGUCCCCAUUCCGUGUGUAGUGAAAUAUGUCUUCCUGGAACCCGGAAGGGCAUUCGUCAGGGAGAAGCGACAUGCUGUUUCGACUGCAUUCCGUGUGCCGACGGAUACGUGACAUCGACCCCAGGUCUGAGGGAGUGUACGCAGUGUGGUGAAGACUAUUGGUCAAAUGCACAAAAGAGCAAGUGUGUGCUGAAAGAAGUGGAAUUCCUUGCUUACGACGAGGCCUUAGGAUUCACACUGGUCAUUCUGUCCAUCUUUGGGGCCCUGGUGGUUUCUGCAGUCAUAGUUGUGUACGUGCUGCACAGGCACACGCCCCUGGUGAAUGCCAACGACCGGGCGCUGAGUUUCCUCAUUCAGGUUUCGCUGGGCAUCACGGUGCUGGCGUCCAUGCUCUUCAUCGGCAAGCCAUGCGACUGGUCCUGCAAGGCCCGCCAGAUUGUCCUGGCACUGGGGUUUUCGCUUUGUCUCUCUUGCGUUCUUGGCAAGACCAUUUCACUCUUUUUAGCCUACAGGAUCUCCAAAUCCAAAACCCAACUUACGUCCAUCCCUCCCCUUUAUCGGAAAGUCAUUGUAUUGAUCUCUCUUCUAAUUGAGCUUGGCGUAUGCAUAGCCUACUUGGCAUUGGCGCCCCCGAAGGUGUACAAGAACAUAGACUCUCAAAAUAUAAAGAUCAUUCUGGAAUGCGAUGAAGGCUCCAUAGAAUUUCUAUGCUUCAUCUUUGGGGUUGAUGUCUUCCUGGCCUUGCUUUGCUUUCUUACCACCUUUGUGGCUCGCCAGUUGCCAGAUAAUUACUAUGAAGGAAAAUGCAUCACCUUUGGGAUGCUGGUCUUUUUCAUUGUCUGGAUUUCUUUUGUCCCUGCUUACUUGAGCACCAAAGGCAAGUUUAAAGUGGCUGUGGAAAUAUUUGCCAUCUUGGCGUCCAGCUACGGCUUGUUGGGUUGCAUAUUUGCUCCCAAGUGCUUCAUAAUUCUCCUGAGGCCAAAGAGGAACACCAAUGAAAUUGUUGGGGGACGAGUCCCAACGAUAGAUAAAAGUAUCCAACUCACGUCAGCCUCUGUGAGCAGUGAGAUUAACAAUACCAUGGUGUCUACUGUUGUUCCUGAAGAUUAG
Messenger RNA from Echinops telfairi (small Madagascar hedgehog), 2745 nucleotides. Its product is annotated as vomeronasal type-2 receptor 1-like. Lineage: Eukaryota; Metazoa; Chordata; Mammalia; Afrosoricida; Tenrecidae. Gene Ontology annotation, biological process: G protein-coupled receptor signaling pathway. The record is from RefSeq and is a predicted model, not a curated record. Gene Ontology annotation, molecular function: olfactory receptor activity; G protein-coupled receptor activity. The coding region runs from base 1 to 2745 and encodes 914 amino acids. The transcript is spliced from 7 exons. Gene Ontology annotation, cellular component: membrane.